AUGGAAACUAUUUUAAUAGACUCCAAGAAGCUAAUAGCGAAAAUAACUGGCGAAAGUAUCACUAUCAUAUCUGUAUCGGCCGCACCACAGAGAACAAGUAUACAGCUUCCCAUGCGAUGUGGACGAGAAGCACUUCUCGUCAGUAAAGAUGACCUGGCCUCAAAAGUCCAAAUCCUUAUCAGCAUGACGUUUCUGCAAAUCAAGCCUUCCCGCCUUAUGUCGCUCCAUCAGAGCUCCUUCGUUCGAUGGUAUUCUGUGAUGAAUCCUAGCAGUGUGAAGUCUGCGUCGUACUGUCAUCGAGACACUUCUAAUCCAAGCAUAAACAACUUACGCAAGUCGUUCAAGUUCCCACUCUCCUCCCACCUUCUACUGUACCGUGGUGGGGACACACCAAUAUCACGUGGAAUGGCUCGCAUCGAGAAGCUAUUGUCGCAUAAAGUGACAAUUCGUCCUCGCAGCGCCAGAUUUGUGUUCCCGGAACCCGUAGCGGGCCUCGCCCACCCGUCAAGGCCUGCCCACCCAUCCCGGGACGCCUGGCGGGCCUCGCCCACCUGUCCCGGGACGCCUAGUGGGCCUCGCCCGCCUGUCCCGAUCCCCACGCCUGGCAGCCUGGUGGGCCUCGCCCGCCCUGUCCCAGACGCCUGGCGGGGCCUCGCCCGCCCACCCCCCGUCCCGGGAACGCCUGGCGGGGCCUCGCCCGCCCUCCCGGGACGCUGGCGGGCCUCGACGCGUGCGGGCCUUGCCCACCCGUCAAGGCCUGCCCACCCAUCCCGGGACGCCUGGCGGGUGCCUCUGCCUGCCCGUCCCUGGGAGGCCUGGCGGGCCUCUGCCCGCCCAUCCCCGGGAGGCUUUGGCGGGCCUCUGCCCCCCCGUCCCCGGGAGGCCUGGUGGGCCUCUGCCCGCCCGUCCCCGGGAGGCCUGGCGGGCCUCUGCCCGCCCGUCCCAGGACGCCUGGCAGGCCUCUGCCCGCCCGUCGGCGGGACGUCUGACCCGCCCCCCCCCGUCCCCGGGACGCCUGGCGGGCCUCUGCCCGCCCCCCGUCCCCGGGACGCCUGGCGGGCCACUGCCCGCCCGUCCCCGGGAGUGCCUGGCGGGCCACUGCCCGCCCGUCCCCGCCCCGGGACGCCUGGCGGGGCUCUGCCCGCCCGUCCCCGGGACGCCUGGCGGGGCUCUGCCCGCCCGUUCCCGGGACGCCUGGCGGGCCUCUGCCCGCCCGUCCCCGACGAUGACGAAUGGGCGGGCCACUGCCCGCCCACCGUCCCCGGUACGCCUGGCGGGCCACCGCCCGCCGUCCCGGUCCCCGGACGCCUGGCGGGGCUCUGCCCGCCCGUCCCCGGGACGCCUGGCGGGGCUCUGCCCGCCCGGACGCCUGGCGGGCCUCUGCCCCCGCCGGUCCCCGGGACGCCUGGCGGGCCGCUGCGCCCGUCCCCCGGGAAGCCUGGCGGGCCUCUGCCCGCCCGUCCCCAGGACGCCUGGCGGGCCUCUGCCCGCCCGUCCCCGGGGACGCCUGGCGGGCCUCUGCCCGCCGGUCCCCGGGACUCCUGGCGGGCCCUCUGCCCGCCAGUCCCCGGGACGCCUGGCGGGCGGAGGCCCGCUGGCCCCCGGGACGCCUGGCGGGUGCGCCGGCUCCCAGGACGCCUGGCGGGCGCAGGCGCCGUCCGGUCCCCGGGACGCCUGGCGGGCGCAGGCCCGCCGGUCCCCGGGACGCCUGGUGGGGGCAGGCCCGCCGGCCCCCGACGUGGCCUGGCGGUGGAGGCCCGCCGGUCCCCACGGGACGCCAGGCGGGCGGAGGCCCGCCGGCCCCCGGGACGCCUGGUGGCGGGCGGAAGCCCGCCGGACCCCGGGACGCAUGGCGGGCGGAGGCCCGCCCGUCCCCGGGACGCCUGGCGGCGGAGGCCCCCGCCCUCCCCGUCCCCGGGACGCCUGGCGGGCGGAGGCCCGCCCGUCCCCGGGACGCCUGGCGGGAACGUUCUAACCAAAACCAAGCAAGGAGGAGGAGGAGGAGACGAAAAGAUUAGGGGAGGAGGAGGAGCCGACGAAAGAUUAGGCGGAGCGGGAGGAGGAGGAGGAGAUAGGAAAGGAUUAGGAGGAGGAGGAGGAGAGACGAAGGAUUAG
Molecule: messenger RNA, 2115 nt
Organism: Macrobrachium nipponense
Lineage: Eukaryota; Metazoa; Arthropoda; Malacostraca; Decapoda; Palaemonidae
Product: basic proline-rich protein-like
Exons: 6
Coding region: 1-2115 (704 amino acids)
Source: RefSeq, a predicted model, not a curated record